GUACUAGGUAGAUGACGUAAGUCAAAAUCAACUGGAAGACGAUAACCUUGAUGCCAUCCUUCGGAAUGUGACUCGAGGAACAAGAUUUUAAUGAUACAGUUCAAUUAUGAUGGCAUUGAAAAAGAUCCAGGAAAUCCCAGCAAAAAUCGGUGUCUCUCACCUUUAUCGUGUUGUAGCCUAUCCUAGUUUACACUAGUCUUAGCCUGUUAACAUUUGUAGCUAACCCUCAUACGUUUGUUGGUACUUGAGGCUUACGAUAACCAAUUAGGCUGUAGCCUAGAUCACAGUUAUCUUAAAUAAAGACGACUUCGACUCCACUCAUAUUCUGCUGCUGUCAGUAAAAUCGCUACAAGUUCCAUCAAACCUAGGCCUGUGAUAUCAGUAGCCUACAAUACCAUUAUCGGAGGAGGAAAGUUGUGAGAGCAUGUCUUCUAAUUCAGCCACUCCACAAAUGGAAGAGGCUGCUGCCAUAAGCCCAGCGCCACCACCGUAUUCUGCAACAGGCACUUCUGAAGGCAGUGAAACAAGAUCUAGAGAUGAAAUCCCUCCUCCCAAACCUGACUUACAUGCUCCUCCUCCUUAUGAGGAGUGUGACAGUGGAGAGGCACUCACUACAUCCAUGACAGUUCCACUGACCACUGGAUCUUCUGAGUUGCAGCCCCCUAGUUAUGAAGAAGUGCAGAGAUUGAAAGCAAUGGAAGCUCAAGAUUCUGAGUUUCCAUUACCACAUUUUGGCGGAAGUGGUUCUUUGGGAGGUGGAAGCAACACAAGCAGUAGUGGCAGUGGAAUGCGAGUACUUCGUAUAUCCUCUCUAGGUGGAUUAGACCCAGAGACGGCCGAAAUUGCUGAGGAACAACUUCUUGGCACAGACAUCAUGUUCUUUGUGGCCUUUGCAGGUACAUAUUUAUUAGCCAAAGUUUUUAGGUCAAUAUAUUUUGAUAAAAGAAUACUACAGUAGUACUGAUAAUCACCAGAUAG
Messenger RNA from Macrobrachium nipponense, 978 nucleotides. RefSeq lists its product as uncharacterized. NCBI's taxonomy places the organism in Eukaryota, Metazoa, Arthropoda, Malacostraca, Decapoda, Palaemonidae. The transcript has 4 exons. The record is from RefSeq and is a predicted model, not a curated record. Bases 425 to 958 code for a protein of 177 amino acids.